Tarenaya hassleriana is the source of this 1973-nucleotide messenger RNA. RefSeq names its product probable beta-1,4-xylosyltransferase IRX14. Bases 192 to 1688 code for a protein of 498 amino acids. Gene Ontology annotation, molecular function: xylosyltransferase activity; galactosylgalactosylxylosylprotein 3-beta-glucuronosyltransferase activity. Gene Ontology annotation, biological process: plant-type secondary cell wall biogenesis; glucuronoxylan biosynthetic process. The transcript is spliced from 3 exons. The record is from RefSeq and is a predicted model, not a curated record. Gene Ontology annotation, cellular component: Golgi membrane. Lineage: Eukaryota; Viridiplantae; Streptophyta; Magnoliopsida; Brassicales; Cleomaceae.
GUUAGUUUAUCACUCUCGCACGAUGCGUUGCUGCCGAAACAUCAGAUGGUAGCGAGAAGACAGCGAUAAUCUAACUGAUUAUGUCUUAAAUCCGAAGUAUUCAGCUGAUUAAUCAGAUCAUUCGGUGUCUGAUAAGGAGGAAGGAGGAGGAGAAGGAAGAAGAAGAAAGGGAGAGGAGGAGGAGGAGGAGGAUGAAGCUCUCUGCUUUGCACCAGAGCUACUUGAAUCGCCGGAGCAACAGCUUCAGAUCAUCUCCGCCGCUGGAUUUUCCGGCGGAUGGCUCUGGUAAUUCUCCGGCGGCGUUGUUCUGGGUCAUCCUCCACUGCCUCUGCUGCUUGAUAAGUCUCGUUCUUGGAUUCCGCUUCUCGCGUUUGGUCUUCUUCUUCCUCUUCUCCACCUCCAACAUCUACUCGGCUCCGUUCCGGUUGGACUUGCCGGCAAAGCACCUCGAUGUCCGAACUCUUGGUCGGAAUCCGGUUCCACCGCCGGUGAACGCGACGGCGACGAGCUCCAGAGUUGUGGUCGGGAGACACGGGAUCCGGAUCCGACCGUGGCCGCACCCGAACUCGGCGGAGGUCAUGAAGGCGCACCAGAUAAUCGAGAGGGUUCAGAGGGAGCAAAGGACGAUCUUCGGGGUGAAGAGCCCGAGGAGGGUCAUCGUCGUCACGCCGACAUACGUACGGACGUUCCAGACCAUCCAUCUGACCGGAGUGAUGCACUCGCUCAUGCUCGUUCCGUACGAUCUUGUAUGGAUCGUGGUCGAAGCAGGUGGAGCCACCAACGAGACCGCUUCCAUCAUCUCCAAAUCUGGUCUCAGGACCAUUCACGUUGCGUUCGAACAGCGAAUGCCCAAUACGUGGGAGGAUCGGAGCAAGUUAGAGCUCUUGAUGAGACUUCGAGCUCUGAGAGUGGUGAGGGAGGAGAAACUUGAUGGGAUUGUGAUGUUUGCUGAUGAUAGUAACAUCCAUAGCAUGGAGCUGUUUGAUGAAAUUCACAAUGUGAAAUGGUUUGGUGCUGUUUCUGUCGGAAUUCUAGCACAUUCCGGCAAUGUGGAAGAGAUGGUUUCGUCGAUAGAGAAAGGGAAGGAGAUCGUGGAAAAACAACAGUCGUUACCCGUCCAAGGCCCCGUGUGUAAUUCAUCCGAUAAGCUGAUCGGGUGGCACACUUUCAAUACACUACCUUACGCCGGGAAAAGAGCUGUAUACAUGGACGAUAUGGCUGCCGUGUUCCCCCAAAAGCUGGAGUGGUCUGGAUUUGUAUUGGACUCUAGAUUGCUUUGGGAUGAAUCCGAAAAUAGGCCAGAAUGGGUUAAGGACUUUGGCCCGUUGAAUGAGAAAGACGGUAUAGAUAGUCCGUUGUCUCUUUUGAAGGAUCCAGCCAUGGUAGAGCCGCUCGGAAGCUGCGGUAGACAAGUUCUGAUAUGGUGGCUUCGUAUUGAAGCCCGCCCCGAUAGCAAAUUCCCCCCCGGGUGGAUAAUCGAGCCGCCCUUGGAGAUAACAGUCGCGGCCAAACGAACACCGUGGCCCGAUGCUCCUCCCGAGCUACCCUCGACAACUUCCCCAGAAAACUCAGCCGAUGUGGCAAAGCAUUCGGCCAGGAACCGCAGAUCAAGACGGCGGAGUAAGAGAAAGCACGAACCAAAGGCGAUGGAUACACAGAUUUCCACUAAGCAUCAGGACAGGAACUGAACCGUUUAUACGCAUGAAAAUGUUGAGACAUUACUGAGAGAAAUCUCUCUCCAUUGGUUCCGAGAAGACAAGAGUAGCAUCUCCUAGCUCUCUCUCUCUCUCUCUCUGUAGAGACAGCAUGUUUUUGCUGUAUAGUUGUCAUUCAUUGAUCUUUACAGUCUUGGUGAAACGUAAACUUGUAAUUUUUCAGUCAUUUCUCUUCUCCCCCGACUCACAGGAACUCCUUUAACUGUUUCAUAGCUUCAACUGAGUUCAUAUGGAUACCGAAUCGACAAUUAUCUCUCC